UACCAACUAAGCUCGACCGCGUGGAACUGGGGAGCAAGAUGUGCGUAUUUCUGGGCCGGAACGUGUCUGGUGUGUCUGGUGUGGUCUUUCUUCCGACUACCAGAGCCAAAGGGGAGGACUUAUGAGGAAUUGGAUUUGUUAUUUGAGCGAGGGGUGUCAGCGAGGAAAUUCAAGCAUACCCAAGUUGAUCCAUAUGAGGGAGAGGUGGAAGUGAGGAAGGAUGAUGCAAAGGAGUAGCUGGUUUAUCUGUAUAGACUUUAUGGAAUAUCUCAGCAAUAUCACUCUACCCCUCCCAUCCCGUCUCUUGGCACCUCCGCAUUUCAUCCUCCACAAUGUCUCUGAUUCUCGGCCCCAGAUCACGAUGCCCCGGAAUAUCCAAAUGGUGCAACAUGCCUGCGACGGGUGUCGUCGUCGCAAGAUCAAGUGCACUAUACAGAGGCCUUGCAGCCAUUGCCAAUCUGCAGGACUAGAAUGUCGGGUAUCUCGUACUCCGCAGCGAAAAGGUCGGCAGGGGAAGACGGCCAACAUUCUUUCUCAAUUGAAAAAACAGCCUGAUGAGAAGCAUGGGACGACUUGCCAUUUUAAAAGACCUCCUGCUUUUCUGUCAAAAGACCUCAUCCAGUCCUGUUCUGACUAUUUCUUCGCCCACCUCAGAGGAACUGUGCCGGUGAUUUGUCCAGACUCUUUGGCAGAUCAUAUCCAGCAGAUGGAUGACUCUCUCCCUGCAUAUACGAUCGUCACGGCCUUUUGUGCUUUCGUCCUGACACAGACAGGAUAUUUACAGUCGCAUCCAACAGCGACAUCUGAGAUGGGUUGUGUACUUGUUCGUGAAGCCACUCAGGCUCAUCGGCAUUCUGAUCCAUUGAGUGAUUCUGUCUGCCAGAAUAUGGUCGUUUCUUUUCUACUGUAUGGCUGCCAUAUUGGGCUCGGCAAUCAACGACAUGCCUACUGGUUUCUGCGUGAGGCAACGACAAUCUUCACGGCUGGAAUGCUCGAUAACCCGAUGCCAGAGCAGGAUAAAAUUAUUCGAGAUCGACUCUUCUGGCUUCUUUUUGUAUCGGAAAGAGCGCAUGCAAUUCGUCGACAUCGUCCUGUAACUCUUCAUGCCACCCAGGAGAGUCCCAUCCUGGAUACCAACCUGUCUGAUUCCGCUUUUCAGGGAUUUCGCUGUCUGGUCGAUCUCUAUCGUCCUUUGGAUGACCGCUUCCUGGGGCUGUGGAACGGUACAAAUGCCACCUGUUCGAUAGAUUAUCUCGUUCAACUGCAACAACAUAUCCAGAAUGCCGUUCCCGCUGAGAUGGACCUCCCCGAUGUCUUGAUGGCAGAUUUGCGCGUUUCUCAGCAGUGGCUGCGGACAAUGGUCUGGCAGCUCUCGACAACACUGGGCUUUCUGUCAUCCGACGCCGUCCAUCCAUGCAUGGAGUUUCAGUAUCCGAUCCAAAUCGCACGGAAUCUAUCCGUUGCCAUAUGGAAGUUGUCACCGCAUAGUAUGGAGACGCACGGGAUUGGACUGAUUGAAAAAAUCUUCGAAGUAUCCUGUACCUUGAUCGACGUCAUGGCCUGUCUAUCAUCAUCGACACGGCAGUCUUCUGCCUUUCAGCUAGGCCCCCAAGAUCAUCUCAAGCAUUUCUGCUCGCUGGUCUGCAAUUUGCAUGGCGGAAGACAGCGAUUUCUUCCUCUACUAUUGAACAAAGUGGGACAGACGCUGCCUUCGAUGAUGGAGCCCAUUAUGCAACAUCUGAAUCUUCAGGCAGCGUUUGAUCAGCCGAUGGAGAGACUCGCGUCGGGGCCAGUCAAUGAUGGGAUUAUUUUCAAUCAACUUACGAUGAGUCGGAUCGGUGACAGACACCGGAGAUCGAUGAUCAAUUUCUUCAGUAUUGGGGCUUACUGGAGUAGAUGCAUAUUUCUUCAGCAUUCUGGGAAAAUAAGCUCACAAAUACCCUAGGAGCCUAUUUAAUUUUAUUCAUUCUAUGAUUUGAGAUUCCCUCUCACCAAUAUGUAAGAAACACACUGUACAUACAUAUCCGUGCCUUUCAGUGACCCCCACCACCUUUGUCUGGAUCGGAGAAUGUUGGAUAUCACAGAACGCCUUCCUGUCGCUUUU
Aspergillus wentii DTO 134E9 is the source of this 2104-nucleotide messenger RNA. RefSeq names its product Zn(II)2Cys6 transcription factor. The transcript has 4 exons. Bases 221 to 1945 code for a protein of 574 amino acids. Gene Ontology annotation, molecular function: DNA-binding transcription factor activity, RNA polymerase II-specific; zinc ion binding. Gene Ontology annotation, biological process: regulation of DNA-templated transcription. The record is from RefSeq and is a predicted model, not a curated record. NCBI's taxonomy places the organism in Eukaryota, Fungi, Ascomycota, Eurotiomycetes, Eurotiales, Aspergillaceae.